This is a messenger RNA of Stereum hirsutum FP-91666 SS1, 1807 nucleotides long. RefSeq names its product CyP450 monooxygenase. Bases 1 to 1602 code for a protein of 533 amino acids. NCBI's taxonomy places the organism in Eukaryota, Fungi, Basidiomycota, Agaricomycetes, Russulales, Stereaceae. The transcript is spliced from 13 exons. The record is from RefSeq and is a predicted model, not a curated record. Gene Ontology annotation, molecular function: oxidoreductase activity, acting on paired donors, with incorporation or reduction of molecular oxygen; heme binding; iron ion binding.
AUGGUCUUACCACCACUGUCUGCACUGGCACUUCCUGGACUCACCCUCCUGGACAUCGGUGUCUGCUGUACAACCCUGAUCGUCGCCGUCACUUUGUAUACCCGCCGGCAACAAUUUAAACAGCUGAAUCUGCCGUAUCCGCCUGGUCCCAAGGGUCUUCCGAUCAUCGGGAACGUCUUCGAUAAUCCGGAGAAACAACCCUGGGUUACUUAUAGGGACUGGUCUCGUCAGAUGGGCUCUCCUAUCAUUAGGCUCGAUAUGAUGGGCAGGAAAAUAGUGGUGAUCAAUGAGUUCCAAGCGGCGGUUGAUCUGUUUGAGAAACGGGGAUCCAUGCACUUGAACCGCCCUCGGUUCCCCAUGAUGAAUGAGGCAUGUGGGGGCAAGUGGCUGUUCGUGUUAACCGACGAACUCGACCACUGGGAACUCUGUCGCCACACAUUCGAUUCUUAUUUCCGCAAGGCCGAGAUGACACGAUGGAGGGCACACCAGCUUUCUACGGCCCAUGCGCUCCUCACGAGGCUUCUCGAAUCUCCGGAGCGGUUCGAGGGUCAUAUUCACCACAUCACAGCGGCUAUGUUUGUCGAUAUCGCGUAUGGUAUAGAGGCGAAACAGGAAGACGACGAGUUCAUCGAUGUUUCGGAGAGAGCGCUCAGAGGAUUGGAAAACUGUAACAAUACGGGCAUCAUCGAUAUCUUUCCGUGGCUUCAACACAUUCCGAGUUGGAUCCCCGGCAUGCGUUGGAAGCAAAGUAUCGACGUUUUGAAGACCUACGUCUUGCAGAUGGUCGACGCACCUUACGAGCGGGUCAAGGAAGGACUCAACGAAGGGCUGGCAAAACCCUGCGUGACGACUGAUCUCAUGGCUAGGUUCGAGGAUGAGAUAACUGAUAAUUUCCGAAGAGAGUAUGCCAUCAAAAGUAUCGCUGGGACGGUUUACGUGGCUGGUUACGACACGACCGCUUCCGUUCUCAACACUUUCUGCCUCGUCAUGACCCUCUUCCCCGAUGUCCAGCGACGCGCACAAGCCGAAAUAGACCGCGUCGUUGGCCCGAGUUCAGACCGUCUUCCUGAAUUCUCUGAUCAGGAGAGUUUACCCUACAUCACCGCGAUCGUGAAAGAGAUUCUGCGUUGGGCUCCGCCAUUGCCUUUGGGUUUACCCCAUCGUACGAGUACAGCCGACACAUAUAACGGGUAUUAUAUCCCGAAAGACUGCAUGGUCCUAGGCAACUCUUGGGCCAUCCUACGCGAUCCAGAGGCGUAUCCAGACCCAGACACCUUCAACCCGUCCAGAUUCCUGACCCAUGAUGGCACCAAAAUCGAUCCUACCGUCCGUGAUCCUGAAGUCACGUUUGGAUACGGACGGCGUAUAUGGCCAGGCCGCUUCGUAGCUCAUGAAUCCUUAUGGAUCACAUUCGCGUAUAUAUUGGCUACGUUCGAGAUUGAGAGGAAGGUAGGCGACGAUGGGAAGUUGGUGCCGAUGCCGGAGGAGAUGUUCGUCAUGGGCUUAGUCUCACAUCCUACUAAAUUCUCGUGCUCGAUCACACCGAGGUCAGAGGCUAGUGUGAGGCUCGUUCGAGCGGUCGGGGUGGACCGUGCGGAGUAAUUCAGAUGCAUUGACGAGAUGGAAGGAUGGUCUGGGAACGUCGGCCCGAUGUCGUUGGACGAGAUUGAACGUACGGCACUGCUUCAAGUUCUCGCUCUCAAGCUCGUAGAAUCGAGAUGGGAUUCGAAGGAAUGGACGAAGAAUCAAGUACUUAGUUCAGGAAGCUUGUACUUUUAUUUGCUUGGACACACAAUACUGUAUGCUG